Molecule: messenger RNA, 1631 nt
Organism: Aphanomyces astaci
Lineage: Eukaryota; Oomycota; Saprolegniomycetes; Saprolegniales; Verrucalvaceae
Exons: 6
Coding region: 38-1609 (523 amino acids)
Molecular function (GO): protein binding
Source: RefSeq, a predicted model, not a curated record
UGAAACCGCCACACGCCUUCGGUUACGUAUUCGCCCCAUGAGUUGGGACCUGAGCCACCUCGGCGCCAAGUACCCGUGGCUGCAAGUGAACGCAUCAACGCUCGAGGAAUUCCGAGCCCCAUUUGACUGGUCCAAGAGAUCAGCGAGUCGCGACGAAGUAGACAAUAACACCGCCCAGAAACCUCCUGGUCGUCGUCGGCAUAAACCUCCUCAUCGUGGAAGCUCGCCGUCACAUGCUACGGCCCGACAGGUGCUUGUCAUCAACACACGAGAUCACUUGACCGAUGCCGUGGGGCUGCUCCAACGAUACAACAGCCCACCACCGAAACCGACCAAAGCCAGCGUUCUUCUUUCACAAACCAGUAACCUCGCCAUACCGUUGUUGGCACACGACAUGAAGGAUCAUGAUGAAACUCCUCGGCUUAUGUCCCCAGCAAACAGCCAAUCCUCAACUCACGCUACGAAACAAAGCAAGUUUGACGUACUACCUUCUACAUGUACCACCACCACCACAUCCAAGCACCAACUUGCAAAAGCUUUGAUGUACCCAGCACCGAAAUUGAAACCACCCAUGCACAAGCAAAAGCAGCAAAACUCCCACCACAUUCGUGAUGUAGCACCGAUGCAGCCGUAUGCUACCGUGCCAGCGUCCUCCAUGCCUAGUCCUGCCAUCACUUCGAAACAUUCCUCUGGACACUCCAAGUCGGCGGCGUUAUUAGCCAAGCAGUCCCAAGACCUUGAACGCGCCCUCACACAAGCUAAAGCGGACGAACUUGCUCUUUUUAAAUCCCUGGGCGAUACCAUCGACGCGCAACGCGCUACGAUCCCGCUUCAAUUCCUCUUUGAACGAAACAUGUCGGCGUAUUGCAUUCAAAAGGGCGUGGAAACGAUUUUGCAUGUGUUUUCCACGCUCCAGGCCAAAUACGUUUGUCAAGGCUUUACGAAAUGGCACCAAGUGACCACGGCGCAUCGCAAACAACAGAUCCAUGCAGCCACCCGACAACGAGUACAAGCUAAAGCCAUUGCGUUGUUGAAUCGUGUGGCCGGGGACUGCUUGAUGGGCAACACCAAACGCGCCUUGUAUCGGUGGCAUCGCACGGUGAAACGCAUGGUCGCGGACGAGCGCGAUGCCGCCGCCACGGCCAUCCAAAAGCACACCAAGCGGCGACGAGACUCACGGAUUGUGCAGCGCAUGCGAGAGGAACGAGUAGCAAUGGAUGCACAAAAUGUGACUCGCAUCCUGCAGUUGCUGGCGCUGGAAGCGAACGGUCGGAAGAAUCUGUGGACGAUUCGGGAACAUGCAGGGAAGAUCCGCGAGCGCCGAGCGUAUGAAGCGAGAACACGCGAAGAGGCCGCCGUGCGCAUCCAGAGCGCCUACCGCGGCCAUCGAGGUCGAGUCAUGGUGCAACGACUGCGGCGGAUUGUGGCGGAUGCUGUAGCCGCCGCCGAAGCCAUCAAGCACGCGGCUCUGUUGCGCCUUCGAAAUAACUCGACGCUCAUCCAAAGCAUCAUUCGCAUGUUCCUUGUUCGUUUGCGCUUGUAUAACAAACGCAUGCAAGACGCCAUUCGUGCCGACAAUGCACUCACCAUCCAGGUUGACAUCCUGUAAUCAUAUAAUUCUUCGCCUCUGC